Molecule: messenger RNA, 1149 nt
Organism: Miscanthus lutarioriparius
Lineage: Eukaryota; Viridiplantae; Streptophyta; Magnoliopsida; Poales; Poaceae
Source: the annotation of a GenBank genome assembly
AUGUCACAGCCCACUCUUGAGUACUCCACAAAGAGCAAGGAAGCAAAGCAAAUUGUAGAUGACCAUGUGGCUGAUUUUUUUUAUGAGAAUGGAAUACCAUUGAAUGCUAUUAACUCAAGAAGCUGGGAGAUUAUGUUUGAGUCCAUUGGGCAAUAUGGUCCUGGGUAUCGCUCACCUUCAUACCAUGAGAUUAGGAAUCCACUACUUGAUAGGGCAGUCAACAAGAUAGAGGAGCUGAGAAAGAAGCAUGAGGACGCUUGGAAGGAAUAUGGCUGCACAAUCAUGUCAGAUGGAUGGACUGACACUAGCCACCGUCAUCUCAUCAACUUUCUUGCGAAUAGCCCAGCUGGAACAUUCUUCUUAGGUUCAGUUGACGCUUCAAGUGAGAUAGCCAAUGCUUCUAUGUUAGCAGACUUGUUAGAGAAACAAAUUAAUAAGGUUGGGAAUGAGUAUGUGGUGCAAAUUGUCACAAAUAAUGGAUCAAACUACAAGGCUGCUGGAAGAAUUCUUAUGGAGAGGAUCCCAACUUUGUUUUGGACACCAUGUGUUGCCCACUAUUUGGAUUUGAUGAUGGAGGACAUUGGGAAGAUACCUGAGUUUAGCUCUUGCAUUAAUUCGGCUAAGAAGGUGUGUAGGUUUCUCUACAAGUAUGGGAGGAUUCUAGAUCUUAUGCGAGAGAAGAUCGGUGGUGAUCUUGUGAGGCCUGCUAUUACUCGCUUUGCUACUUCCUAUCUCACAUUAGUAAGCAUGCUUAAGAAUAAACAGGGGCUGAGGAGUUUGUUUAUGAGUGAGGAAUGGCAUUCUAACAGCUUGUCAAAAAGUGUUGAAGGGCGGCAGGCUGAGAACAUAAUCCUUUCCAUACUAUUUUGGACAAAAGUGGAGUACUGUAUAAAAGCAACACAACCCCUUCUCAUUGCUAUGAGGAUAGCAGAUGGUGAUGAAACAUCAGCAGCUCCUAAGAUAAUGGCAGCAAUGGAUGCUGCAAAGAAGACCAUCAAGGAAACUUUGCGAGACAAAUCAUCAUUACUGAAUGAUGUAAUGGAAUGCUAUGACAAGAGAUGGGAGAACCAGAUGGAGCAAAAACUAUAUGGAGCAGCCCUCUUCUUGAAUCCUGGAAAGUACUUUGCCAUAAAGGAAAAGGAUAGGUGA